This is a messenger RNA of Syzygium oleosum, 2190 nucleotides long. RefSeq names its product cytokinin dehydrogenase 3-like. Gene Ontology annotation, molecular function: FAD binding; cytokinin dehydrogenase activity. The transcript has 7 exons. NCBI's taxonomy places the organism in Eukaryota, Viridiplantae, Streptophyta, Magnoliopsida, Myrtales, Myrtaceae. The record is from RefSeq and is a predicted model, not a curated record. Gene Ontology annotation, biological process: cytokinin metabolic process. The coding region runs from base 1 to 2190 and encodes 729 amino acids.
AUGACGGUGGCCGCAGUAGCGAGCUCCCGGGAGGCCGAGACACCGAGCCCGCGCGACUGCCGGGACGGCCAAGGCGAAGGCGUCGGACGGAGGCCAGAGAAGCAGCCGAAAGGGAGAAGGAGGAGGGUGAGGGGAGGGGUGGCGGUGGCGGUGGCUGAGGGGGCGAGCUGGGGCCUGAGGGGGGUCGAACUGGCGGCGGUUGAGGGCGGCGAGCAGCAGCUGGGCGCAAGGCGGUGUCCGCUGGUUCGAGCGAAGGCGACGCCCGCGUGCAGCUCGGGUGCAUAUGAGCCCGACUCACAUGCACCGUUGGAUGAUGUGAGUCUAUACACUAGAAUCAUGAAAGACUCACUCCACCUCAACUUCAAUCAGAGAAAUAAGAUCAAAGUCAAAUCGCCGACUGAUGAUAUCGAAAUCUCUGCAAAUCAAAGCCAAGAGCCGUCACAAAUAUUUUCUUACACGUUGCGUAUAGUACUUUUCUUUUCCAAGUGGGCGUGGCUGCGCAAUAGUCUCCUUGCAUGCGUGUUUAUAUAUGAGACCCUUGUGAGCUCUCCCUCUCAAAUCCGCCACAAACACCUACACACACCAACUUGCUCAUCAGCUCCUUGUCCCUCCAACGUUAGAACGGCACAAAACCAUCCAAUGGCCUCACGUUGCAUGAUGCUAUUACUUAUCAUGAUGAGCACAUUGCUCUCAAUGGCAAGCCAAUCCAAGCCUCUGACCAAUUCACCAUACGACGAGCUCCUUUCUCUCCCCAUCGCCGACGACCUCCACAUCGACCCUGAAUCCAUCCGUGAGGCCUCCGUUGACUAUGGCCUCAUCGUCCGAGAAAUUCCCUUGGCCGUCCUUCGCCCAUCUUACCCCGAAGACAUCGCGACUCUCGUGGCGUUCGUGUACAAUGAAUCCUCUGUUCCUCUCACCAUCUCAGCCAGAGGAUGUGGCCACUCCGUCCGCGGACAAGCUAUGGCUCGUCAUGGGGUCGUCGUGGACAUGACGUCUCUCGGUGACAAGCGGCGCGGGACCACCGUGUCGUGGAGCCGGUCGCUCGGCCACUACGCUGAUGUUGGCGGCCAGCAACUUUGGAUCGACGUGUUGGAGGAGACGCUGAAACACGGUGUUGCACCGGUAUCGUGGACAGAUUACUUGUACCUGACUGUGGGUGGUACGCUAUCUAAUGCGGGCAUUAGCGGGGAAACAUUUCGCUAUGGUCCUCAGAUCAGCAACGUCUACGAAAUGGAUGUCAUUACUGGAACUGGGCACUUUUUGACUUGCUCUCCCCACAAAAAUCCCCAGUUAUUUUACUCCGUCCUUGGUGGUCUUGGUCAAUUCGGCAUAAUAACCAGAGCAAGAAUUGCAUUGGGUCAAGCUCCAAAGAGAGCUAAGUGGGUAAGGAUGCUAUACAGUGAUUUUUCGGCUUUUAUGAUGGACCAUGAACGGUUGAUAUCACGCAAUGGAAGGGACCAAGGUGAAGCGUUGGACUAUGUAGAAGGUAUGCUUGUCAUGCGCCGAAAUUCUGACAGUUGGAUAUCUUUCUUCUCUCCCUCGGACCACCGGCGGCUGCUGUCCCUCGUGACCGAACACGAGCUUCUCUACUGUAUCGAAGUAGCGAAGUUCUAUGAUGGAAGCACUCAAAGUAUAGUAGACAAGGACCUUGAGAUGAUAUUGAAAGAUUUGAGGCAUGUCCCCGAGUUCCUGUUCCAGAAGGAUGUCGCCUACGUAGAUUUCUUGAGUAGAGCAGGAGUCGAACAGGGGCCACAGAACGAAACUCACCCGUGGCUCAACCUAUUUGUGCCCAAAUCUCGCAUCGCCGAUUUCAACACGGGCGUUUUCAAGAACAUUGUUCUGAAAAAGAACAUAACAACCGGACUUGUCCUCAUUUACCCUAUGAACCAUGACAAAUGGGAUGAUAGAAUGUCUGCUGCUAUACCAGAUGAAGAUGUCUUUUAUACGGUCGGAUUCUUGCAUUCAAGUGGGCUUGGUGACUGGCAAGAGUUCGACCUUCAAAAUAAGGAGGUGCUCCUUUUUUGUGAAGAUAAUGGUAUUAAGGUCAAGCAAUACCUCCCAAAUUACAGCACCGAAAGAAAGUGGAUGGAACAUUUUGGUCCGAAAUGGCGGACUUUUCAAGAGAGCAAAGCCCAGUUCGAUCCGAAAAUGUUGUUGUCUCCCGGGCAGAGGAUCUUCAACCACAACUAA